AUGGUGCGUCAGCUGCACGACGGUAUGAUGGCGCGAGUCACGGACAACGGAGCUGUCUCAGAGGCAUUCGCAGUGACCAACGGAGUGAAGCAGGGCUGUGUGCUGGCGCCUACCCUCUUCAGUCUUAUGUUCUCUGCCAUGCUGAUGGACGCCUACCGCGACGAACGCCCCGGGAUCCGCAUCGCCUACAGGACGGACGGUCAUCUCCUGAAUCAACGGCGCAUGAACUUCCAAUCGCGCGUAUCCACAACCACCGUUCACGAACUCCUCUUUGCCGACGACUGCGCCCUGAACACCACCUCGGAAGAGGAGAUGCAACGGAGCAUGGACCUAUUCUCCGCAGCCUGCGAGAACUUCGGUCUGGUUAUUAACACGCAGAAGACGGUGGUGAUUCAGCAACCGCCACCCAACUCAGCCACAACCCCCAACGCGCCGCCGCAAAUCAGCGUGAACGGAAUUCAACUGCAAGUGGUGGAGAACUUCCCGUACCUGGGCAGUACCCUCUCCCGCAACACCAAGAUCGACGACGAAGUCGCCAACAGGAUCUCGAAAGCCAGUCAAGCCUUCGGUCGCCUCCAAAGCACAGUUUGGAAUCGCCACGGUCUUCAACUGAGCACGAAGCUAAAGAUGUACAAGGCCGUCAUCCUGCCGACGCUACUUUACGGAGCGGAGACUUGGACGGUGUACACGAGGCAGUCACGCCGACUGAAUAACUUCCACCUCAGCUGUCUUCGUCGCAUCCUGAGGCUGAACUGGCAGAAUCGCAUCCCCGACACUGAUGUGCUAGAACGUACGGGAAUCUCAGCAUCUACUCCAUACUGA
This is a messenger RNA of Spirometra erinaceieuropaei, 822 nucleotides long. Lineage: Eukaryota; Metazoa; Platyhelminthes; Cestoda; Diphyllobothriidea; Diphyllobothriidae. The record is from the annotation of a GenBank genome assembly.